AACGUUUCCUCUCAGCAUUGCUUACUCAUCAGAAACCUCUGUAGGUGGCAGGCAGCAGAGAAUAUGUAUACCAACUACACCAAAGAAACUCUCCCAUCCCCGCGCCCAAAAAGCCAGCCAAAAAACAGGUAUAAAGCUUCAAAAAAAAAAAAAAAAAAUGCCACCCAUAGAAGUCUGGAAAAUAGCCAACCCCAUCACACACCCUGGAACCCGAAGAUUGCAACGAGGCAAUCUGACUGAUCGCCCACCCCACAGUUCUGGAAAAGUUUGCCCCCAAAGCGGUUUCUCCCCGCUCCCUACUCUCUUACUACAAAAACCGAAUCUCAGACCUCGCACUGCCUUCUGCACCCACGGAUACCAAAGCUGCAGGUUGCCAGUCUCUCUAAAUAAAAGUGUGCUUCUUCCGCUUUGAGGUCAACUCUGUCUUCUCGUUUUCCUCCUCUGACUUACUUCUCACAGCACAGGAGUGUGGAGAUGUUUUCUGGUUGCUUGUUUUAUGUAUGGGUUCCCACCUCCGGCAACUGGAAGGAGUGUCCAUGGGUCUCCUCUGCCCCCGCCCAGCGCUCCGCCUACUUUCCUGGAGGUGGCCCUGCUCCAGCGUCCCUGAGGCUUCGCUGCCAGGGGCCAGAUCCACCCGGACACUUAAAGACUCACUACCCACUGAGCAGAAGCUAGAGAAGAAAGGUUUAUGAGGUGGCGACUCGUCUAAGGUCCCAAAGCUGAGCUGCAAUCCAGAGUGACCUCGGAAUCUGCCAACCAAACCGUUUUCGCCACCGUACCUGUGGCCAUAAGGGAAUUUUGUGACUCUGGAAAGCUGGGUGGAAAGUUUCAGCAAACAGUUCCUUUGCAUUUUAUCCAUCGUCUGCGCGUUAGCUGUCAUGAGAAGCGUACAGUAAAGGCUUAUUACUUCAUUUUAGGAACUUCGGGCCCCGACACAAUGGAUAAAUUUGACCUGAUUAAGAUCAUCGGGGAAGGCACCUUUGGGAAAGUAUACUUGGCAAAAAAUAAAACAGAAAGCAAUCACUGCGUCAUAAAAGAGAUCAAUUUUACAAAGGAAAAAGAAGCUUCACAGAAAGAAGUGAUUCUUCUGGCUCAGAUGAAGCAUCCCAACAUUGUAACCUUCUUCAGUGCCUUUCAAGAGAAGAGCAGGCUGUUUAUUGUAAUGGAGUACUGUGACGGAGGGGAUCUCAUGCAAAGGAUCCAGAGGCAGAGGGGAGAGCUCUUCAGUGAAGACCAGAUCCUGGGCUGGUUUGUGCAGAUUUCUCUAGGACUGAAGCAUAUUCACGACAGGAAGAUACUGCACAGGGACAUAAAGUCUCAGAACAUCUUUCUUAGCAAGAAUGGAAAGGUUGCAAAGCUUGGGGACUUUGGAACAGCAAGGACACUGAAUAAUUCCAUGGAACUUGCUCACACAUGUGCUGGGACACCUUACUACCUGUCCCCAGAGAUUUGUCAGAACAGACCAUACAACAACAAAACGGAUAUUUGGUCUCUUGGAUGUGUCUUAUAUGAGCUCUGCACACUCAAGCAUCCUUUUGAGAGUAACAACUUACACCAUCUGGUUCUGAAGAUUUGUCAAGCACGUGUUGCUCCUAUAUCACCCCACUUUUCUCUUGACCUACGGUCCUUGAUACCUCAGCUCUUUAAAGUGUCUCCUCAGGAUCGACCAUCUAUUAAUUCUCUUUUGAGAAGGCCUUUUUUAGAAACUCUUAUUGCCCGAUACAUGUCUCCUGAGGUCCAUUCAAGAAGAAUUCAGUCCCACGCUCAUGUGCAGAAUGCCGCUAUCCAUCUCACAACUCACUGGGGAGGUAGUCCACGGUCUGCUGCGUAUCUUCAGAGGAGAUUUGAAGCUCAGCAAUAUAAGUUAAAAGUGGAAAGACAAUUGGGUCUUCGUCCACCUUCUGCUGAGCCACAUCCCAAUGGGAGAGAAAAGCUACAAAGCCACAGGGAGGAGACUCAACUCCAGGAGCUUCGGUACAGGAAGAACAGAAUGAAGGACCAGGAAUAUUGGAGACAGUUGGAGGAAAUCCGCCAACAGUACCACAGCGACAUGAAGGAAAUACAGAAGAGGAUGGGGAGAGAGCUCAAGGAGAAUGCAGACCUCAGUCAUAAAACCUAUUUGGUGAAGAGGAAUCACCUGAACUCCCACCCUGACGCAGCUGAAGAAGAAACCUUGAUACAGAGAGGGGUAAAGUUUGAAAUUAGCCUAGAUAAGUAUAUUUCUGAGGAAGACGCCAUCCAAGAGAAUGAGGUAAUGGAUAAACUAAAUGAUACCUUGAGAUUUGAAGAUGGCAUGAAGUUUCAGGAGUGCAGAGCUGUAAAGGAGCAUGAAAAUUACACAGACAGAGCCUUUGAGGAGCUCUGUGGCCCUGAAGCAGGGGGUCUCUUUCAGGACGGCGCCUUUGCUGUAGAGAACAGGAGGCAGUGGGAUGCCAGAGCCCCUCAGACUCUGCUGCAGAUGAUGGCAACAGCAGACGUCACCUCCCCCUGCCCCACCAUGCCUGACGAUGGCCAAGUUAUUGUGAUGGAAGGUAGUCCAGGAAAUGGGAAGCAGUGGUGGUGUGAUGUGCCAGGGACCCUGAGUGCUGUGACAGCAGCACAGGCCUGCAGUAGCCCAUUGUCUGCCAGUGGAGGGGAAUCCGUAAUGGUAAAACCACAGCUUCCUCAAGAAAACCAGGAAGAGACAGAAGUAGCCGCUGGCAUUGUAGUGGGUGAUGAGCAGUUGGAUCCAGGAUCAGAUGGUGACAUAAAAUUUGAAGAGUCUGAAGAUGAGUUGAGAAGUGAAAUAAUAGAAUCCCUAGAAAAACUUGCAACUUCCACAGAAGAAAGGGAAGAGGCUUCCAGCUCCUCUAAGAAUGCUGAAAAGCCAGGAGAGAAAGAAAGCAUAAACCUGCCAGUCUAGAAACUCCAGUGAAGGUCUGGAAGCUGGUUUUGGCCCAUCUACUCUGUAUUGCUAAGGCCACAGUUCAUCAAACGCAAGUCAAAAUGUGCAAGCCUGAAUACUAUUUCUCAUUGCCGGGGAUUCAUGUCCUUAAAGAAAAAUCCACUCUCUUACUGAUUUUGUACACUUUGCCCUGAUGAUGCUCUCGAGUGACAACUCCGAUGAAUGCUGUUUUUAGCUUCAACUCUGUCUAUUAAAUUGAAGCUAUCUGUUCAUAUCGCCACAUUUGUCUUUAGAAUAAAAUUUAUUAGAAAAAA
Peromyscus leucopus (white-footed mouse) is the source of this 3198-nucleotide messenger RNA. It is a transcript of the gene Nek5, whose product is annotated as NIMA related kinase 5. The record is from RefSeq and is a predicted model, not a curated record. Gene Ontology annotation, biological process: protein phosphorylation. Gene Ontology annotation, molecular function: ATP binding; protein kinase activity. Lineage: Eukaryota; Metazoa; Chordata; Mammalia; Rodentia; Cricetidae. The transcript has 20 exons. The coding region runs from base 938 to 2902 and encodes 654 amino acids.